AUGCAAUCAACAUAAUUUGAUGAUUAAUAAUACUUAUGCAUAUCUCCAAUAAAUAAGAAAGUUGCUUAUAAGAUUGGAUCAAUUAGUAACUUUGAACAUCUUAAUGCUAUAAUAACUGAUUAUUGUAAAGCUGAAGCCUGA
Molecule: messenger RNA, 141 nt
Organism: Paramecium tetraurelia
Lineage: Eukaryota; Ciliophora; Oligohymenophorea; Peniculida; Parameciidae
Exons: 1
Source: RefSeq, a predicted model, not a curated record